Messenger RNA from Paramormyrops kingsleyae, 1906 nucleotides. NCBI's taxonomy places the organism in Eukaryota, Metazoa, Chordata, Actinopteri, Osteoglossiformes, Mormyridae. The record is from RefSeq and is a predicted model, not a curated record.
GGGGAAUUGCUGUAGCUGCGUGGAAAAGGUAACUGCAUUAAACAGACAUGUCCUGCGCAACAUCCUGAAAGCAGGCUAGUUAACAUUUACCUAAAUAUGAAGUUAUAACCUCCCACGCAUGCACUUAACCAAAGCAACAGGACAGCACCGCCGGCGCUUAUCACUGUGAUGCAGAUAGGCAUCGUGUGUGUUUGAUUUUGUAUAGCAAGCUUGCGACAGAGCCAAAGAGGUGGAGACAUGGAGACAAAUUUGCAGAAGAGGCGUGAGAGUAAGAAAUCGUUGCGAGUGAAAGUGAUCAGCUUGGGAAACGCAGAAGUGGGUAAGAGCUGCAUCAUUAAACGAUACUGUGAAAAAAGGUUUGUCUCCAAAUAUCUGGCCACUAUCGGAAUCGACUAUGGCGUUACAAAAGUUCAAGUGCGGGAGAGAGAGAUGAAAGUGAAUAUUUUUGAUAUGGCGGGACACCCAUUCUUUUAUGAGGUGAGAAACGAGUUUUACAAAGACUCUCAGGGGGUGAUCCUGGUGUACGACGUGGGCCUGAAGGAGAGCUUUGAUGCGCUGGACAGCUGGCUGGUGGAGAUGAAACAGGAGAUGGGCUCCUACACCAACAUGGAGAGCAUUGUCUUCGUUGUGUGUGCCAACAAGGUGGAUCUGACGAAGCGGCGAGUGGUGGACGAGAGUGAGGGUCGACUUUGGGCAGAGAGUCGCGGUUUUCAGUACUUUGAGACAUCAGCACAGAGCGGAGAGGGCAUCAGCGAGAUGUUCCAGGCAUUCUUCUCCUCCAUCACGGACAUGUGUGAGAAUGGGGGCCGGCGGCCGGCCGCGGGCCUCAGCGCUAGCUUCACACGUGAGCAGGCGGACACCAUCCGCCGGAUCCGCAGCAGCAAGGACAGCUGGGACAUGCUGGGGGUCAAACCGGGGGCCACCAGGGAGGAAGUGAACAAGGCGUACAGGAAGCUGGCCGUGCUGCUGCACCCGGACAAAUGCGUGGCGCCGGGGAGCGAGGAUGCCUUCAAAGCUGUGGUGAACGCCCGCACCUCCCUGCUCAAAAGCAUCAAAUAGCCUCUCCCUCACCCACGUCGCAUGUCCACCGCGGUGCCCCACGAGGGAUUUGGGGGGGGGGGGGGCGUGGCCGAUGUGCGUGCCGCAUACCGGGGUCUGUGUCUCACUCAGUGAUGCUCUUUACUACACAGAUGGUACACAGACAUAUUAUAAGCCUUCUGCCUGCACAUAUAUCACAUACACACUGCACUAAAUGUCCUCAUCCAUCUGCACUCCUGUUUCAGUGUUUACAUGAAGGAACUGCACCGUAAGUCUGGGCGUAUUGGAUGAGUUAAUCAAGAGAUCUGUUUGUGUCCAUUUCUAACUGGAAAGGCACACUGGAAUUAUGCUGCAUUCUCAUAAAAAUGCCUUACAAACACACUCAAUGUCUUAUAUGUGACUUAUAUGUCAUUUAUCUAAUCAAUGUUGUUUGGUAAGUGUAAAAAAUGUUAUUAACAUGACUAACAUGUUAAUAUUUAUAUAACAAAAUAUAUUUGCUAAUUUGCUUCUUGGGUAAUAUGUAAACAUUUGUCAAAAAUUAGACAAUGAGCGGUCAGUAAGCCCUGUGUAUUACGAUGGUUGGCGGAUUUGGUGAUCAGUCUUUAUGAAUGUUAUUUGUUAUGUAACAGUCCUAUAUUAGUCUGGCAGAAAUAUGUCAGAAAUGUAUCUGUGAAUGUGUCUAUUCCCUGUUAUGCAUGUGUGUCGGUGUAAAGCCAGGAUUUCUUUGGAGAACCUGAAGCCAAUGGCUCAGUUGUUGGAAUCUGCUGGCUCUCUGUUGAUGUUUGAUGUUCAUAUUCCUGUUUACACACCUGUACCCAGAGGUGGACAUUUCAGGACCAGAAAGUAAAAAUCCAAACCAGGAUUUUGU